CUGAUUGUUGGGUUGCUAGAACGCAGACGGACUGCGGCGCUGCAGCUGACGCAUGCAGGGAGUGUUUACCAGCGGGGUUAGCCAGCUAGCUAGCUAGCUAAUUUCCUCGCAAACGCACGGCUGGCUAGCUAGGGCUGGUUUAAACCGGCUCAAGAGCUACAGACACGCAAUCAAACCUAUCAGCGACGUACGUCUAGGCAGGACUGGGAGGUUGUUGUGCCACCGGGGUCAGGUCAGCGUCAGAUUGACGAGAGCAAGCGAUAGCUAUGGAUUUAAGCCGGUGGAAAAAAUAGCUAACAUUUAGCUCCAUGAUCUUUCUUGACGAGAGGUAACCAUCAUCGCUUGGUAGCAGCGUAUAUUAUGUCUGUGAGGGGUACUGUUAGUUAGCAUUAGCUUUUAUAUCAAGUAACAAUCACCAAGUUAGUGUAUGGUGAUGUUAGCUUGAUGGCCUCUGUUUGAAAAAAGAUUGAAAUUUUGGUCACAGAAUGGCUUAAGAGAAACAUGCCGCCCUUUUACGUUACCGUUUAACAGUUAGCCAUCUUCAGUUUUCACUUUUUGAGUGCUCGGUAGGCACCUAAUAUUGCUUGAUUGAGCGAGUAUUGUCUCCUGGAUUUUCCCUUCGAAAUCAUUUGUUUGACGCCAACAACAUGGAAUCAACAGAGGUUAUUUUGACUGUAAGAGGAACCACCUCUCCUGGCGAAGUCAUAGCAGCUGUGGGCAGCUGCGAGUCUCUGGGAAACUGGUGUUACCAGAAGGCUGUGAUCUUACAGCCUACAGAGGAGAACGGCACACUCUGGAAGAAGACUAUCACUGUUUCACGAGGAGUUGUUACAAGUUACCGCUACUUUAAAGGAUUCUUUCUCGAAAAUAAGAAUGCAGGUGGGCCCUGUCAAGUCAUAGUCAAUAGAUGGGAGACCCAUCUACAUCCUCGAGCAUUGAACCCCACAGGUGCCAACCUUGAGGUGGAUGAUGGGCAGUUUGGAUUCCACAAUGGCGCCGAGAAUGUGGACUCCGGCUGGCUCACCUGUCAGACGGAGAUUCGGCUACGGUUGCACUACUCCCUCAAACCAGCCGUGUCCAUAACCAAGAAGAAGUUCAAGAAGUCACGCUUCAGGCUCAAACUGACAUUGGAGGGCGUGGAGGAAGAAGAGGAUGAUGAGGAAGAACAGCCGAGCCCAUCAUCGGCGACGUCAUGGCACAAGAUGGCGUCAACACUGGAGAUCAGCCUGAUCACAGCGGGCAGCUACAAGUCACGCCACUCCCAGCCCGAGUGUGGCUACGCCCUGGAGCCCACACAGUGGACCGAGUACAGUAUCCAGACCAUGGAUCCUGACAACCUGGAACUCACCUUUGAGUUCUUUGAGGAGGACAUGAGUGAGAAGGUGGCAGACAACCAUCCCGGGCCGGUCGGCACAGCCUGUCUCCUCUCCUCCUCUUUUGCGGAGACCGGCAAAGACAACGGCCUCGUCACCCUGCCCAUCAUGAGCCAGAACUCCAGGCAGACCAUCGGCAAAGUCCGAGUGGACUACCUGGUGAUCCGGCCCAUCCAGGACCUGCAGUGCGACAUGCAGGCGUCCUUCAGCAGGUACUGGAGGAAGAGGAGCGCUCUGGAUGUGGGACACAGGGGAGCCGGCAGCUCACACGCCGCCAAGCAUCACAGGAUCAGGGAGAACACCAUUGCCUCGUUUCUGAGUGCAGCCAAUCAUGGGGCUGCGUAUGUGGAGUUUGAUGUCCAUCUGUCUAAGGACUUUGUCCCAAUCGUCUACCAUGACUUGACCUGCUGCAUCUCCACCAAAAAGAAAAAAGACGACAAGAACAACUUGAUGUUGUUUGAGGUUCCGGUGAAAGACCUGACAUUUGACCAGCUGCAGCUGCUGAAGCUGGCCCACGCCACUGCUAUGACUGUCAACGACCACAAAGAUGACGAGGAGGAGGAGAUUGACGAGCAUCAGCCGUUCCCUACACUCUCACAGAUCUUCCAGUCGGUUCCAGAACAUGUGGGAUUCAACAUUGAGCUGAAGUGGAUCUGCCAGAAUAAGGAUGGCAGCUGGGAUGGGAACCUGUCCUCCUACUUCAACAUGAAUCUCUACCUGGACAUCAUUCUGUCCUGUGUGCUGCAGAACGCUGGCAAGAGAAGGAUCCUCUUCUCCUCCUUCUGCCCAGACAUAUGCAGCAUGGUGCGUCAGAAGCAGAACAAGUUCCCCAUCCUGUUCCUGACCCAGGGGGUGACCACCGUGUACCCCGAACUCAUGGACAUCCGCUGCCAGACCACUCAGAUUGCCAUGAGCUUCGCCCAGAGCGAGAACCUACUGGGUAUCAGUGCACACACUGAGGAGCUGUUGAAGAGUAUGGAGUUCAUAUCUCAGGCCCAGUCUAGGGGGCUCGUGGUGUUCUGUUGGGGCGAUGACAACAACGACCACGAGAACAGAAACAAGCUGAGGGAGCAGGGCAUUGACGGACUCAUUUAUGACAGAAUCUGCGACGACCAGAUUGAGCAGCCCAACAUCUUCCAGGUAGAGGAGCAGGUGUCUCUGCAGGAGGUGAUCCCCAAGGAGACGCUGCAGAGCUGUGCCUGCUCUACCUUCAGCCUGCCCUGUGACGGCGUGCCCUGCCCCAGGAGGGCCCACACUGGCAGCGCCGAGUCCGACUCCGGCCUCAGCUCCUCCUGAGCGGACCGCCGCCGCCACCACCACCACCACGCUACAUCUUCAGAGACACACCGACACGAAACUCACCAAACGUCUUCAGAGACCUCCACACACGCUUCACCAGAUAUCUUCAGAGACCCCCCCCCCACCUUCCCCACCACCACCCUUCCAAAACACACACAUAGAUAGAUACACACUCCUUACCAAAUGUCUUCAGAGACCUACAGACGCAUACGGACCGUCCGUUGAGACUCAACCUUGGCACAACCUCAUAGAACAUAUACCGGCUUUCUCUCGGUCUCUCACACACACACACGCACGAACACGCAAAACCUCACAGGCUGUCCACAGACACUCAUCUCCCACCCCCUUACCCCUAAACACACACGUAACCUCACAAUCUAUCCAAAGACAGACGCGCACACACACACACAGGCACAGAUCAUCUUGGGACUUCCACAAUGGUCCUGUACCUAACUUAUGCACCGUCCAAUCAAUUAGCCUUCUCCUUAGCGGUAUUACCCACUCUUUAAAAACUCAUCCCUGGUCCACUUCAGGUAAUUUCAUCCCGAGCAGGGGUGCAUUUCCCAAAACCAUAGUUGCUAACCUGUUAGCAAAUUAGUUGGUUGGCAAUGGGAGAUGUUAGAACUAUGUUAGCAACUAUGGUUUUGGGAAACCCAUCCCUAAUUUGGUUUGGUUCGGUGGUUCGGUUCAGCCCAGUCUAACCUGCCUAGGCCAUGUUUUGAAAACCUGGACUUAGUUCACUUUAGCUCACUUAAGCCUUCGUCCCUUCCUGGCCCAUAUAGGUCCGGUCCAGGUUGGGUCACUUCAGCCCUGUUUCACCAACCAAGGCCAGCUGGUCACCACUCCCCAGCCAACCAAAUGCAGCGUCGCCUCAGUCCAGACACUCAUCUGCUGUUUGUUAGGACCGGAGAGAAUUCAGGUGCUUUGCCAAAACAGAGUUUGGUCUGACUCGGUUGUUUAUUUACUAUUAUUUGCGUUAUUGUUAUUAUUGCAGGUUUAUUUAUGUAAAAAAAGCAAAUUAAUUCAGAAGAGACCAGGAUAAGUAUUUAACAAAUAAGUGAUUUAGAACUUUCAUUUUUACUAUAUUAGUUAAGUUGCUGUAAGAUAAGUGUUAAAAUCAUGUAGAUACAUUUUAUUUUUCUUUUGAUUCCAUUCCGGCUAUACCUGUGCCACUUGCUUCAGCAUGGCCAAAUAAUAGCCAUGGGUUUUGCAUGCUAGAAUUUCCUGAACAUGAACAAGAAACAUACAGUGUGCCAUUCAAUUUGCACACGUUUGGUUUCACCUGCCUUGGUAACCUACCAGUAGUGCAUUGUGAAAGCUGAAUGUGAAUUUGAAUAUCUGAGAGAAUUAAUAUUGGACGUCAUGUCAUAUAAUAUAGAAACAGGAUUAUUGUUACCCUUACAGGUACAAUAUAAGGUCGAGCUUCUGACUGAAAGUUUAUGUGGAGCAGGUCAAGUUGGACUUGUUGCAAUAAAAAAAUAUGUCAGGUUUUUACGUAGUCUUUGCACAGUAGAAAUCCCAAAUCUCCCUCAAUUCACUUGGUCUGCAUCUGCAGUAGGCUAGUCCUUGCCCACUCCUCCAUAAAAAAAUCAAUGUAUUGCAUUUAAAGAAAAAAACAUCUUACUGGAAUGUGUUUACUUGACAUUGACAACUUUGACAACUUGACAUUGGGUAUGUGUCAUAGAACAGGUUUCGGUGUAUACAAUAUGUAGCCUAUGUUAGUUUUUGUGUAGUGAAUGAUUGCUGCUCUGCUUUGUCCUUGUCAUGCAUUGAAUGUGCAUAUGUACAGUAUAUGGUUGCAGAAUACAGUAUGCGCGCGUGUUUGUGAAGAGAGCAAGAUGUUUGACCUUUAAGCAGAAUGUGUGCAUCCACACUGCGAGAAAUACUGCAAUGAACCUUUUGAACUCCUGCCUCAGAGCAGACACUCAUAGAUCGAAUAAAAUCAUUCAGCUAAA
Molecule: messenger RNA, 4627 nt
Organism: Sardina pilchardus (European sardine)
Lineage: Eukaryota; Metazoa; Chordata; Actinopteri; Clupeiformes; Clupeidae
Gene: gpcpd1
Product: glycerophosphocholine phosphodiesterase 1
Exons: 20
Coding region: 648-2669 (673 amino acids)
Biological process (GO): glycerophospholipid catabolic process
Molecular function (GO): glycerophosphocholine phosphodiesterase activity; starch binding
Source: RefSeq, a predicted model, not a curated record